UCGGCAACUUAUACUAUGAUAAAAUCUGACCUACUGUAUGGAUGCACGGUGUGCGAGUAUAAACUGUUAAUACCUUCAUACAAAAUACAGUCAACAUCAGUGCCAACAAAAUAACUGUGUUUGAAAACGGUUCAUUCGCGUUUUAAAUACCGAAAAAGAGCCAAGAGUGCUACUUAUGAAAGCGCUGUGCAUUGCAUUCUAUUGGAAAGGAAACACAUUGGAAUCGGUCUAUUUCUUUUUCGGAAAUAGUGGCGCUCUAAAACAUGUGAUCUCAGCAGCCAAUUAUAACAAUUAUGUAAGAAGAGAAACACGAGAGUCGCCAUAACGUUUAGUUGCUAAUCGCACAUGUGAUAUAAAGUCGGAGAGAUGAUCAUGGCAGUGGUAUUACGCUUUAAGCGCUUGUUAGAAGCAGCUAGGAAAUUAAAUAGUUUCAAAAUGGACAGAUUACACUUUCAGUAUUUAUUUCAAUGAAAGAUCAAGCAUAAUAAUAAUCGAGAUAAUAUAUCAGGGAAACUUUGCAUGAGAUCAAGUAGUUAUUAACAGUUACAAAAGAACAACACGCGACAUUUGGAAACUUAAAUUGAUGAAAAGAACGCUAUCAACGGCAUUUGUAGAAAUUUGCGUACAUUAAUUUAACCAUUUUGGUGACAGAAUUAGAACGGAAAUUCCACCUUUUGUUUACAAUUCAAUGUAUGUAUGCGUUGCUACUCUCUGAUUGACAAAACAAAUGAGAGAACUAUUGUAGCGAUAAGCUAGUUGAUAUUCAGUUUACACCAGCAGUAUAGUUUGAUACUACUACAUUAUUGAACUGUUACUACAUAAUAACUCGCUACCCCAAGCUACACACAGUUUAGAUAAGUAGUAGUUUUCAUUGUUUUGUGUACGUUAACACGCCGGAACUCUCCAUUAACUAUGAGCAUACAAUACCUGCUUUGCUUCCUCUGGAAUAUGAUUCUAUUCCUGGAUUUCUCGUCUGCUCGACCUGAAUCUUCAAGACAAAACAUUCUUAUAGAUGUUUCUUCACUUGACAAACGUGAUGGUGACCUCGGGUUUUUCUCAGGGCUAGACUACAGAGACAGUGAAGAUGUAAUUGAUGAUCAUUUCCAUCGACAGGCAUAUGAAAAUAUCGUCGAAAAACUCAAAGUUUCGAUGGACCACGAGGAAAGAGCGUUUCCAGAAAAGUUUCAGUCAGCAAUUGCAGUUCAAAGUGGUCGGCCUUUUGAUAUUACAGGCAAGUCAACUCCUUGGCCAUCGUGGAUACAACCAAAGUCACCCAUCUAUCUAUUUCACCGGAUAGGUUCUAAACCUCCAUGUAAACCCUCAUCAGAUGCUGGUCAAAUACAGCAAGGACUUAAUCCUAAGCCAACGUUUAAAAUGAGCGACGUACGGAAGUCGCCGUACAUAAGCCUGUUGCCUUACGUGAGACGGCCUUACUCGCGAUCCGGGAUGGUAUCGGCGACGAAGCGAUCGGCCAUUGCCCCUCCGUCACGUGAUUGGUGCCUAUUGCUCCGUGGGUACAGUUGCCCGUAUGGGUGACAACGGCAACUUGAACAUUGUAAUACAAGAACUAUUUGUGUAAAAAACGGAUAGUUAUCAUUCCAAUUCAAAUCCAAGCAUUUAAAAACCAAAAAAAAAAUCAACAUUUUUUUUUCACGUCAAUAAUAAAUCGUCUAAACAGUCAGGUUGCAUUUACUUAUCUAGUUGUCUGUUUAGUUAUCCGCCAAUUUUCCUUCUUUGUCUGGCUUUACAGCCUUGUGUGUGGUUGUAACUGGUUUUAGAUGUGUCGCCUGUCGAGAUAGCAAAGGUCACUGUGACCUUGGUCUUUGACCUACUGACCCUCAAAAACAAUAAUGGUCAUUAGCUGACAAAAAUACUCUACAACAAAUCAUACCAAAACAAAGUGUGACGUGGUCGACGCGGACGGUGCGGACAACGUCAACGGACAAAUUAAUCCAUAUUUAUAUCAUGCGCAGGUGCAACAUAAAUUUAACAAUAUGAAAAAGAAACAAAUAUAAAAAAAAUAGAAGACUGAACUAUACAAGUAUUAUAUAAAUAUAACACGAUUUGUAUUUU
Messenger RNA from Mya arenaria, 2073 nucleotides. RefSeq lists its product as uncharacterized. The transcript has 4 exons. NCBI's taxonomy places the organism in Eukaryota, Metazoa, Mollusca, Bivalvia, Myida, Myidae. The coding region runs from base 913 to 1536 and encodes 207 amino acids. The record is from RefSeq and is a predicted model, not a curated record.